Acyrthosiphon pisum (pea aphid) is the source of this 519-nucleotide messenger RNA. RefSeq lists its product as uncharacterized. The coding region runs from base 1 to 519 and encodes 172 amino acids. The transcript has 2 exons. The record is from RefSeq and is a predicted model, not a curated record. NCBI's taxonomy places the organism in Eukaryota, Metazoa, Arthropoda, Insecta, Hemiptera, Aphididae.
AUGUCGCCUCAGCUGCCUGAAGAAGAAAAAUUGUCUUCGUGUUCAUCUGAUAAUAAUGACACUGAUUUUAGCAGUAUUUCAAGUGAAAACAUCUUUGAAGUAAAUGAGCCUGAACUUAGUCUCAUUAAAGAUACUUCAAAAUAUAAUAAUGAAAAAACAUCUAGUACUUGUAAAAUUAGUGGACCGAGGGAUAUUGCUCAAACCAUUGAAGAAGGUCCAGUCCAGCCAAAACUUAGAAACUAUACAAAAUCUGUUACUGGAGAAGGUAAAUCAAAGAGAACAAGGAGUUUUAAGUCUAGUUGGUUCGAACAAUACAAGUGGCUUGAGUACAGUGUAUUAGAAAAUAGUGUUUAUUGUUUCCCAUGCAGAUUUUUUGCUUUGAAUAAUCCAGACUCUAUUUUUACUAGUAGUGGAUAUAAAAAUUGGAAAAAUGCUAUGUCUAGUAAAGGAUUUUCUAGACAUGACUCUUCUGUAGACCAUAAAAAUUGUUGUCAAACUUGGAUCGAUUACAAAAGCUAA